GUCCUUGGUCCGAUCGAUAAUUCGUUGCCGUCUAAUCUUCAGUCGCAAGUUAUAACACAAUUGUCUACGCAAGAUACUAUACGUCAGUUCUUCAGAUACCACUAGUAACAGCCUACUGUUCGAGAGAACAAACCAGAUUCCAACAGAAGAGGGAAUUAGGAAAAUACGUUGUUAGUGCAUAGGAUAUAUAUUGUUGAAAUCACCAAUCGACAUCGCGAGGCAAGCUCUAGCUUGGAAUCCUGAAGGGGGAACGUAAAGGAGGAAGACCAAGAAACAUACUGUAUCGCGAACUGGAAGGAGACAUGAAAAUAAUAAACAGCAACUGGGAAGGAUUGCCCAUGAUAGAGUUCGUCGGAGAACCGUGAUUGGUGGCCUAUAGUCUUUCACGAAGGAUAACAGGCGUAAGUUAAGUGUAUAAGACGAAAAUUGUUCAACUAAAUAGGUAGGGACCUAAAACACUAGAUUGUUCAAUCGUUUACGUUGAAAUUAAGUAUAGUUCGCUAGGUCAGUGUAUUAAGUCGGUUGAUAAGUAUAUCAAUCUUCGUCAGUAAUUGAAGUUCCUGGUGGACCUCCAUCUCACUAGAUAGUUCAGUCGUCAUAGGCCACGGAGAGUAGGACAGUGUGAUCGAUGUCGUAGGGGCAGCGGGCCAGUUAAACUGUAAGAAUAACUCACGCGAAACAGGCUUUUAAAAGCAACUGAUGAAGAGCGAUUUUCUAGUACAUCACCAGAGUCCUUAGUAUGGAUAUAAAAAAAUAAAAACAUGUGAUUGUAAAUGCGGUUCAUUUGAAUGCGAAACUAAUUUCUGCCAGUUGUAUUCAUCAUUCGUUUUGUGUGUGAUCUAGGAUACUACCUGAGUGCUGAAACGUAAGCGGGUAGUUUUCUUAGGUUGCCACCCCUCGAGGCUUUGACCUAGAGGUCUAAUCCGCAAAGUAUUGUAACAACGUUAGAAGAUGCAGUUCAGUGGUUGUCAGUGACCAACAGUAGGUUCAUACGCUUUUUGUUUCCUCAGGAUCCUAACGUCUUUGUACAUCAGGGUUUUCCGAAUCUCCUAAGUGAAUCCUUCGUACCCAUUAACCUGGUUUAAGCCCUGAAUAUUCGGUUUUGGUCUUCUUAAUUUCAUGAACAAUAAUCUAGCCGCGAGAAAGUAGUGAACAGGACUUUCCUGGCAGUGGCUGUAUACGCGUGUCUAUGUGAGAACAUUUUGAGAGGGAGGGUGGACUCUCUCGACCGUGCCGGAACAUUUGAGGGCGAUGUUUCAUAGACCUAUCAAGUAUCGAACACAUUCAGAGAUUUCAGCAACUACCUAAACUUUAGAUCACUAGGUUUGAUUACAAUGAUUAAUUUUUUUAACUUUGGUUAGAUGUUGGCACUGUUGACCGCCAUUUAUCGUCACUAGUGGUACCUAUCAUUCACCUAUAUAAGGUCAAAACAGUUGUCCAGUACACUGAGGUUUUCAGGUGUUAUCGGGCUAGAUUUAGUCUAUAAGGUAAUUCACGUAUUAAACAAUCUCUAAAUACAUCGUUUGCUAAUAACCGUGUGCUUAUAGUGAAUAAAUUCAAGAGGAAACUCUCAAUUUUUGUGAAAAGCAGUGACCAGUGAAUGUAAACAAUGUCUGUCUUAAAAAAUAACAGGAAUUCCAAUGGAUUAUGGUAGAGAAAUCUCGAUUUUUUAGCUGAAUUCUUAGCAAAAUGUCAUACGAAGUAUACUAAGUCAAAUCCAAGUUUGGCUUAGCUAUAUCAUUCACGUGGAAUAAUAAUCUAACCAAGGUAAGUGCUCACCAAUCCCUAACAAUGUCAGUCGAUCUAUGUACAAAUGCUCAUGAGAAGAAACUUAUCAUUCAGCCUUUGAUAGUAAAACCUUCUUCAUAGUCUAGUCUUAUGAUUUUCGCUAUUCAGGUUGAUCGAACAUUAAUAUGACGAGUAAUUGCUGUGCCCGAAUUCAGGCUGUAUUGCAUUUAUGUUUUGUUUGGAAAACUCAUUCCAAUAAUUUUCUCAAACAGUCAGGGUUACUCAUUUCACAGAUGGGGGGGGUGGAAUUUGAUGUAAUUAAGUAGUAUCCAUUUAUCAGGAUAAACGAUAAACGUUUUGAGACUAUAAUAACGGGAUAUCACAAAGUAUUAGCUGUUAUUUACUAACUUGAAAUCCAAGUUAAUUUAUUUUUUAGAAAAUGUAAAAUGUUACUCUUUAAUGAUGUUCUUAAUCUAGUACUAUUAAUGAAACAAAUUAUUGAAUCAUUCUAUCCUUUUUCAGUUGAAACAUUGAUCACCAAAUAGAGAUGAUGACGAUGAUACUUCAAAAGAAUUAUAUAACAAUUAUUUUACAUUUUUACAACAAGAUGACAUCUUCAUUAGUAUAAGAAUUAUUAUUAUUCUUAUUCAUAAUAAUGAUUACAUUUAUUACAAUUUUGAUUAAGUUUGAAAAUAUCAUAAUUGAGAUAAACUAAGAUUGUAAUCUUUUUUCUAGAUCACUUACUUAGUUGAUAAGUGAUGUGCUGUGUAUAGAAGAACAGGUAUAUUUGUGUAUUUUUAUGGUGAAUGUAUAUGUGCGUAGUUAUUAUACACAAAAAAAAAUAAAGAAAAUUAUAGUAUAGUGAAAUCAUGAUAAAUUAAUUUGAUUGGUUGAUUAGUCUCUAUGGCCUCUUCUCAAUAAAUUCUUCGAUUAUCAUUUUCUUAUCAUUAAUAAUUUAUUAUUUUCCAGUAAAGCGAUAUACUUUUAUAGUUGGGAUCCCUUUAACUAACUGUACUAAUAUACAUGAUAUAUGCAUACCAUCCAUAUAAUUAUAGAAAUUUAGAUACGUAUGUUUGUGUGCGUGUGUGCGCGUAUUGUUUGUUGAUUGGUUUUAUAAAAUGUAUUUCAUUUAUUCCUAUAGUACACUUUCAUUUACAUUUUACUAUUAAAAGCAUUGAAAUUCAUGUCAAUAUAAGACAUUAAAUUAUCAGUGUACUCAUCAUUAUUAUUCAUUAAAGAGUUUAAAUAGGCAUAAAAUGGAACCAUUUGUACAAGUAUUCUUUGCUAUUGACAAAGAUGGAACUGAAACUAUCACAAUAGAUGAAUUGAAAAAGUAUGUUGCUGAUAAUAAUCUUGAUGAAAUGAUGGUUACAAAAUGGAAAUCAUUAUUUGAUGCCAAAAAUACUGGGAAGAUAACGUUUAGUACUUUUUGUGAAGUAUUGGGUUUAAGUCCUGCACAAGCAGUAGCCAUGAAAACACAACAUCAACAAUCAGCUUCUGCGAAACUUCAUCCAGAUGUUGUUGUAAUCUAUGAACAGCUUCCAUUGGAUAAACAAAUUGCUAUCAGUAAUAAAGCAAUUGAAAUCUUAACAUCUUCAAAGAAAUUAGAUGAGAAAGAUCAAGCUGUUCAAUUGAAACAAUGGUUAGAUAACACUUACGGUAAAGCAUGGCAUGUUGUCAUAGUUAAAGGAUCAUUUUGGAGUAGUUAUUCACAUAGUGCUAAUAAGUGUUUUAUAUUUCGAGUACGUGAUGUAUCUUAUCUUAUAUGGAGAACACCAGAUGAAGAAAUAACCAGUACAUAGUUAAAUAACUAGAUAACUUGAAGAAAAACAAAUAAUUUAAUAUGAUAGAUAACAGAUGUUUUUUUCGUAACAUAAAAUAACAAAUACUAUUAUGAUGAAGAUGAUAUCCGGGGAUAAUUAAUUUUUCUUAAAUUUUACCUUUAAAAGAAUAUGAUUCUUCAAAUUAUUUGUUUUAAUGCUUAUUUAAUUGAAAACAUUAAUAGAUAACUUGUAUCUAGCCCAAAUAAAUUCAUUAUUCAUCAAGUGAUCUGAUAUUUUGUUCAAUGGAUUUGGUGUUUAACUUGAAGGUGACAUUCAUUGUGAAUGAAUAUUGAGUGGGGUACUAUUGAAAACAGGGAAGUGUUGGAUACUUGCUCUCUCCUAGUUUGGAAUUAUACAGGAUUGGCAACUCCUGAUCAAACCACUGCCUUUCUAGUCUCUCAUCCAGUUUGUUACGCUUAAUCCCUUGAUUCAAAAUCAAUUAGUCUGUAUUAUCAUCUUUAGUCGACAGCACUGUAGCAUUAAGAUUAUUCAAUGUCAUUAUUAACGGUUGGAUGUAAUAAAAUUGAAGAUGAAGACUUCCAUGCAAAACCAGUAAUCUGUGUACAAUGCAUUCACCACAAUAACUAAAUAUUCUUGGAGUUUCUGCUGAAAGAGUUGUUUGCAUAAAACUAUGAAAUAACUGUCCAUUGUUGUAUGCUUCCGCCUGGUGCACUAUGUAUUCUAAGUUUGAGGCGAAAACUGCCUUUCUGUCUUUUGGUUUAGAGAUACAUGUUUUACCUUUAAAAUGAUGAUGUUUUUCAGAGUAGAUUUUUUGAGCUUAAAUUGCACCUGACAAUGUUUCUGAAAAUUAUAUGCACAGAACUGUCAGUUUUUCUUCGAAACAUCCAAGUUUUGUUCCUUUUUAUGAUUGACAGUUAAACAUUUUUAUAUUUAAAAGUCACAAAAGUGUCUUAGUCAUAUUGCAAAUGAUUUUCUGAGAGUGGUAUUAUGCGGUUUAGGUAUCUUCAAUGAAACAAUUCUUGUAUCAUAAACUCCAUCGGUAGUAGUGUAGUGAACAACAACACCAGUGGGGACAAUCGAUUGUAUUAAACACAAAAUUACAGGACUUGUUA
Molecule: messenger RNA, 4624 nt
Organism: Schistosoma bovis
Lineage: Eukaryota; Metazoa; Platyhelminthes; Trematoda; Strigeidida; Schistosomatidae
Source: the annotation of a GenBank genome assembly